AUGAUUAAGUCUUACUGUGCUGUUUUCCUUCUUUUCCUAUCCUCUUUAGUUACUCUAUCAUGGUGUAUUCCUCAGCCUGUUUAUCUUCACUUUUCAAAGUUGCCAAACCAUGAUAACGAUAGAUCAAACAGUCCCAGUUUGUCUGCUAAUCUCCACGAUCAUAAUGCUUAUAGUCUUAAUGAUCUUCAUAAUCUUGAUAUUUCCGACUAUGUGCAGGUUAUCAACCGCCCUACUGACACAACUGCUGAUAAAUACCAAUACAAGAAAUUACUUUCUGAUGACAAUAAAAACAAUUUGAUUUCCAAACACUCCUCUGAAUCGUCUGAACCAGUUGAAUCUGCUGAACCUGCUAAAAGAGCCAAACCAGCGGAAUCCAAUAAAUAUCCAACCACAAUUCUAUCACCCCCACAUUUGUCCUCGCCUUUGUCUUCACCUUUAUCUUUAUCACAGUUUCAUUCACUUUAUUCCACCAAAAUGCAACCAUCUUCUUCGGCUCCAUUAUUGACUCCCAACAUAAUCCUAUUAAUAUCUUUUUUUGCCUCUUUACUUUUUUUUGUUUUAAUCAUUUUGGUUCUAUCUUUAAUCAAAUAUUUUUUUUUAAACAAAAAUUUCUCUUCAAUCAAAUUAACUAAUGUCAGUCCUGGGUCGUUUGAUGAUGAGCAAUACGAAAUUGAACAUUUUAAUGAUUUAUCUCCAAAUGACCAAAUUUUAUUUAAACAAGCUAAAUUAUUUUUCAAAUUAAAUCCUCCAAAUUUUAAGCCUAACAAUUCUUUAUCUUUAUCUCAAUGCAUAUUAAUUCAAGAAAAGGGUAUAAUGGCUUAUGAUUUUUUACCAAAUUCAAAUUUACCUAAAAAUAUUGUUAAUAUAAAUGAGAAAUUUGAAAUUAAUUUUAAAAACAACUCCAUUAAUAAAUUCUUGAAUGCAAAUUAUGGGCCAAUAUCAAUAUCAACAAACUUACCAAUCCCAACUUCAAAUGAUGUUUAUUAUUUUGAAUCAAAAAUCUUUGAUGUAGACUACGAUUCAAUCUCUCAAAACCAACUGGAAAAUCAAUCGCAAAGCCCCUUCUUUUCCAUUGGUUUAUCGACUAUGCCUUAUCCAUUUUUCAGAUUACCUGGAAGACAUCCCUGGUCUAUUGCCUAUGAUUCUAAUGGGUCGAGAAGAUUUAAUAACUCUUUUCCGAUUCCACCACCACAAUCGGUUUCUUCUUCUUCCUCCUCCUCUUAUUUGCCUCCUCCUCCUCCUCCCCCUCUUCCUACCCCUGUUUCUGCUCUGGCUCCUCUUUAUUUUCCCUUCUCUUCUAAUCGCACUUUUCCACCAUCUUCCUCUACAUCUUCAUCGAAACCUAAACAUUCCUCAAAAAAAGUUAAUGAAUCAAAUAUUUUUCCGAAAAUUCUAAAAGGUGAUGUUAUUGGAAUAGGUUAUAAAACUAAAUCGGGUGCUAUUUUCUUUACAAGAAAUGGCAAGAAAUUAAGUGAAUCAAAAAUCGGUGGCCAUGUAAAAAACAUUAAAAAAUUCUUAUUAUAUCCAAUAAUUGGUUCGUCUAUCAAUUGUUCAAUUCAUUUAAAUUUUGGUCAAUGUGGUUUUGUUUAUAUUGAAGCUAAUGUGAAAAAAUGGGGGUUUACAAAGGAUAUCUAUGGCAAUCAACCUCCACCUCCUCUUUAUUCAACUUCUUCAAACGAUUUAUUAUUACAGUCAAGCAAUUUUUCUAACAGCAUUAACAUAAUUUCAAGAAAUUCUUCUUUUUCGUCUUUGAAUGAUACCUCAAAUGAAAAUUUGAUUGAAAUUUCAAAUGACGAUCUGAAUAAUAAUUCAUUUAACAAUUACAACAAUUCAUCAAAUAACUCAUCCCUCAAUAGUCUAUCUAGAAUAUCGUCAAAUAUUACAAAUAUUUUCAACAAUUCAACUAAUGGUUCAAAAAAUGGCAAUGACUCAAACAAAAUUCAAAAAACUUUAAAUGAAAAUAUCAUUGAAAUACCCAACUUUCCUCCUCCCUUUUGGGCAAGUUCAUCGACCAUUCUUGACAACAUUACGUUGAAUACCAUCAGUCAAAAUGAGUUGCCUCCAAUCUACACUUCGGAUAAUGAGCUGAAUCAACACAACACCAGUAGUAGUAUAGAUAAAGAUAAUAUAGCAGCUGAGACUGCUGGCAAAACCAUAAAAUUUUCCAAACCAGAUAUGGAUACAGACGAAGCGCACGAACAAGCAGAGACUGAAUAUAAUCAGCAAAAUAACAAAGACUCGAUAAAGCAAACAAAUACAAGUUUUUUUAAUCAAGGGAAUAGUGCUUGA
This is a messenger RNA of Ascoidea rubescens DSM 1968, 2289 nucleotides long. Its product is annotated as SPRY-domain-containing protein. NCBI's taxonomy places the organism in Eukaryota, Fungi, Ascomycota, Saccharomycetes, Ascoideales, Ascoideaceae. Gene Ontology annotation, molecular function: protein binding. The coding region runs from base 1 to 2289 and encodes 762 amino acids. The record is from RefSeq and is a predicted model, not a curated record. The transcript has a single exon.